Molecule: messenger RNA, 5411 nt
Organism: Lepisosteus oculatus (spotted gar)
Lineage: Eukaryota; Metazoa; Chordata; Actinopteri; Semionotiformes; Lepisosteidae
Gene: nid2a
Product: nidogen 2a (osteonidogen)
Biological process (GO): cell-matrix adhesion
Cellular component (GO): basement membrane
Molecular function (GO): calcium ion binding
Source: RefSeq, a predicted model, not a curated record
UAAACGCCGAAACCUUCACUUCUUUUGCAUUUUUUUUCUUUGUGGAAUAUCAGGUUUUGUGAAACGGGCUACUCAGUCGCAUGUUUCACUUAUUUUCUUGAGAAAACGAUGUGGUAUUUGACAGUGUUUUGUGCCUGUAGCAGUAAAUAUUAAGAGUCCACGCUUUCUUUUCCCCUGAUCUACCUAAUCAUAAGCUCUUGACCCUUUUGUAGCCUAUAAAUAUAAAACCUCUUUAAGGGUCAUAUCAGGUUAACACAGAAGUAUAAUUGAACGGAAUACCAGAAUCUGCGUGUACGUGUUAAUCCACACGAAACGCAGUUUGGGUGAAUUUAACUAUAAUUUAGGAAAAUCCACAAACCUCACAGCCAUCUGUAAACUGCUGGGCGGGGUAAACUUAAGAAUUAUUUAAAAAGUAUAAGCAGUCAUACAGGCUGUAUACUAAUGGAAUCAUUCCUGUUAAAAGGCAGGGCGAGAAGGCUAUGAGAAACUCUUUUGUGGGUUUGACUUCUAAAAAAAAAGUUUUUAAUGGAAAACAGAUGGUGCCCAGUGUCUUGUCAGUUAAAAAGAGCACAGCCAAUGAGAUCUCUCUUUGCUCUUUUUAAACCCUCCCAUUUACUUUCUAGUUAAGUUUGGGUCAGAGGUAGAAGUUGAUCUGGUCUGAAAUUCCUGCAUUUGGCUAUAGAAAUUAAGGAAAAUCACUGCAACUGUUUGUCUUCACUCCCCGGUGGCAUUUUUAACGCCCCCAUCUCUUUCAUUCAGUGAAUUUUAUCCAGAUCAAUGCAACAUUUUUUGUUUUAAUCUCGAAAUUAAAAUGUGGGACAAAGUUUUGACAGUUUUCUUCUUAAAGCUGUCGUGGACUGUGUAUAUUGCAUCUGCGAUUCAAAGGACAGACCUUUUUCCCUAUGGGACACAAAGUGGCGAUUUGAUUCUUCAAGAGGGGGACGAUGAAACAUCCGAAGUACUCAGACUGAAGAAGCCCAUGUUUUUUUACGAGGCACAGUUCAGCGAACUCUAUGUGGCCACCAAUGGAAUCAUCUCAGCUCAGGAUCUUCCCCGGGAGACACAGUAUGUGGACGACGGCUUUCCCACGGACUUCCCAGUCAUUGCACCCUUCCUGGCUGAUAUCGACACCAGCAAGGGGAAAGGCACAGUCUUUUACCGACUGGACGAGUCCCCCAGCGUCUUACUGCGGGCUGGAGAGGAGGUCAAGAGAGGGUUUCCAGACAGCAACUUCACACCCACCCACGCCGUUAUCGCCACCUGGGAGAACGUAGGCCUUUACGAGGAGCUGACCCGUAACUCUGAGCCUUCCAACAGGGUGAACACUUUCCAGGCAGUGCUUGCAUAUGAUGAGACCAACACGUAUGCACUGUUCCUCUACCCUGAGGAUGGGCUCCAGUUCUUUGGCACCCGUCCCAAAGAGUCUUACAAUGUCCAUCUGGAGCUGCCUGCCCGUGUGGGCUUCAGCAGGGGAGAAAUUACCUACCUGAUAUUCUCACGCACGGAGGGGCCUUACUACAGUGUCACCAGCACAGAACAGACUGUCAAGGACCUUUAUCAGGUGGGAAACUCAGGUGUUCCAGGGCUUUGGCUCUUCCACAUGGGGAGCAGUUUCACUCUGCCCAAUGUUGUGCCUGCAGUGGCUGGGGGAGUUCAUGCCGAGCAUGGCCCCGUGGCCCCAGCUCUGGAGAGUGCCUCCAAUGGUCCCCUGCAGCCUGAGCCAGACUAUCCUGAAGAGGAUUACCCCGAGGAGGACUAUGAAGGUGAAACAGACCUUGAGUAUCCAACCACAGACCUUCCUGACCUGGCUUCAAAAAAGCCGACAGUCCUUCUUCCCUCCUAUCCCGGGACCCAAGAGCUGGGCCCUGCUUCUGUGCAGCCGCCCCCUUAUUCCGUGGCCGAAAACGGGCCUGACUCAGAGCUCGACCGUCUAUAUCCAGAGGCCUCCAACACCGACCUUCAAACAGAGCCCCCUCGGAUGGAAGUCCCUGCCACCCAAGCUUCCCUGUCUAGAGCUUCCCGUCCCAGGGCAAAUCCCCAGCUCAGAAAUCUUCCUUCUGAAGACGGCAAGGCGCCUGAGCCGUCCACCUCCCAGCCUGCCCCCGCUGAGCUGGACUUGCUGUCAGUCUAUCCCAUUGGCGAAGUGGUCCCCAUCCUGGAGAGCACACCCCCUCACAACCCAGGCGGACACGUCGUCAGUGUGGAUGAAGUUGUGAACUUUGACAGUGGGGUAAUUGAGUACAGCACUGAAAACAAGGAAACCUGUUCUAAAUUUCAGCAGCAUUGCUCCCAGUAUGGAUAUUGCACUGAUUACUCAUCGGGAUUCUGCUGCCACUGUCAGUCUGGUUACUAUGGAAAUGGAAGACACUGUUUGCCCAAUGGAGCCCCUCAACGUGUGAAUGGCAGGGUGAGUGGCCAGGUGUCAGUUGGUGCCACUCCAGUGGAUCUGAGCAGCGUGGAUUUGCAUGCCUAUGUGGUUGUGAGUGACGGGCGUGCCUACACUGCCAUCAGCCAGAUCCCAGAGCCUGCUGGCUGGGCACUGAUGCCUCUCUCGACCAUCGGGGGGCUUUUUGGCUGGCUCCUUGCCCUGGAGCUGCAGGGCAGUGAAAAUGGCUUCAGUGUCACAGGAGCUGAGUUUACACGCUAUGCUGAAGUGACUUUCUACCCUGGCAAUCAGCGUCUCAGUAUUGUCCAGACGGCCCAGGGGCUGGACUCCCAUAACUACCUCACUGUGGACACUCGUAUCAAUGGGGAAAUACCCUUUGUCCCUCCUGGUGCUACUGUACAGAUUGAACCUUUCAAGGAGACUUACCACUACCACCCAUCAGUGGUGACAUCCUCCUCUGUGCAUCAGUACAAGGUGAUGUCCUUGGAGCAGGGGUCUGAGACGUUCUCCUACCAGCUGCGUCAGAACGUGACUUACCGGGACUGCCGACACGGCCCUCAGGGCGGCCCGGCGAUGAGGCAGCUCUCGGUGGAGCGCGUCUUCAUCAUGUACACCAAGGAGGAGCACACCCUCAGAUUCGCCGUCACAAGCCAGAUCGGGCCCUUCGGAGUGGAACCUACACCGGUCAAUCCCUGUUAUAAGGGAACUCAUGAAUGCGACACAAGUGCCCAGUGCCUACCGGGUGAGGGGACUCAGUACCAGUGCCAGUGUGCCACCGGAUACAGAGGAGAUGGACGCAACUGCUUCGAUAUUGACGAGUGCACAGAAGGCCUCAGUAGCUGUGGCGCUCACUCUGUGUGCAUCAAUCUGCAGGGAAGCCACCGCUGUGAGUGCCAGAAUGGUUAUGAGUUUGGGUUCGACAAACGCACCUGCAUUGACAUUGAUGAGUGCAGGACUCAGCGGUGUCACCCCCAUGCCAUAUGCUAUAACACACUGGGCUCCUAUGACUGCCAGUGUCUCUCGGGGUACGAGGGAGACGGGUUCCAGUGCAUACUGCAUCCUGUGCGCCCCAAGACGCAGUGCGAGCAGCACAGGGAUGGGCUGCAGGGAGGACUCAGGCCCCGGGGACACCGGCCCUCCGUGGGGACUUUUGUGCCCCAGUGUGACGAGGAGGGCAACUACCGGCCCCUGCAGUGCCACGGCUCCACGGGACACUGCUGGUGUGUCGACAGCAGCGGCCAGGAGCGGGUGGGGACGCGGACUCCGCCGGGCACACCUCCCGUCGACUGUAUGACCGCGACCUCCGAGCGCCCCAGGACACAGUGUGAGCAGCACAGGGACGGUUUGCUCAGCUCCCUCGCUACCACGCCCAUCAGGGGCGCCUUUGUGCCCCAGUGCGACGAGCGGGGCAGUUACCGGCCCCUGCAGUGCCACAGCUCUACGGAAUACUGCUGGUGUGUGGACAGCAAUGGGCAGGAGAGAGCCGGGACGAGGACUCCCCCAGGCACAGCACUCCCUGACUGUGACCUGCCAGGCCCCUUACAACGCCCAGAAACCGUGUGCGAGCGCUGGAAAGCCAGCUUGAUUGAGCAGUACGGAGGCCAGCCAGCUGCCCACCAAUUCCUGCCUCAGUGUGACGAACUGGGCCAGUUUAAACCCCUCCAGUGCUACGGAGAAAAUUACUGUUGGUGUGUGGACAAGGAUGGCAGAGAAGUGCCGGGAACACGCUCUCAGGACACUGUCAAACCUGCCUGUGUCCCAACAGUGGCCCCUCCCAUUGUGAGGCCAACGCCCCGCCCUGAUGUGACUCCGCCUCCCAAGGGCACCGCACUGCUGUAUGCCCAGGGCCAGCAGAUUGGCACACUGCCACUCAAUGGCACAGAUAUGGACAAGCAGAGGGCCUCUGUGCUGCUGGCACUGCAUGGCUCCAUUGUAGUUGGGAUUGACUACGACUGCAGAGAGAAGAAGGUUUACUGGACAGAUUUAGCAGGACGGACGAUCAACCGAGCAAGCCUGGAAUUAGGAGCCGAGCCAGAGACGGUCAUUAACACAGGGCUCCUCAGUCCCGAGGGCUUGGCCAUAGACUCCCAGAGGAGGACAAUGUUCUGGGUGGACAGUGGACUUGACAAGAUUGAAAAAGCCAGGCUGGAUGGUGGGGAGCGGAAAGUUAUGUUCGACACAGAUCUGGUCAACCCCAGAGCUAUUGUAGUGGACUCACUCCACGGAAACCUUUACUGGACUGACUGGAACCGUGAAGGCCCCAAGAUUGAGAGCUGCACUGUAGAGGGACACAACAGGAGGGUGCUUGUGCGCGAUGGCAUCGGCCUGCCAAAUGCCUUGACCUUUGACCCCUUAACCAAACAGCUUUGCUGGGCUGACGCAGGCACAAAGCGACUGGAGUGCAUAGCCCCCGAUGGAACAGAAAGACGUAUUAUCCACAGCAAUCUGAACUACCCGUUCAGUCUGGUGGCUUACUCGAACCACUUCUACUACACAGACUGGAGAAGGGAUGGUGUCAUUGGCCUGAGCAGAGGCACAAGCCAAUUCACAGAUACAUACCUACCUGAUCAGAGGUCUCACCUGUAUGGUAUUACAGUUGCCUACUCCAGUUGUGUACCAGGGAGAAAAUGAUGGACGCAAUAGGUGCUAUUUGGGCAGGAUGGCGUACCGAUACGCCAAAUACAUUCACAAACCUCUUGUAAUUUUUUUAAAGUAUUGUAAAUUUGUUUUAUACCUCAGUUUUACUACUGUAUUUUGGUGUUUUUUAAAAAGAAAGAAGUGACAGGGUGCUAAAGACCUUCCUCGGUACUCAAGUCUUUGCUCUGUUCUUUGUCAUUUCUACACAAGUCCUUUUUUAAUAAGUGUACAAACAUGCAGUGUAUUUUUAACCACACACUAAAUUUUCCUUUAGAGUUAACUGUGAGGCAAAAAUGUGUCAGAACCUUUUACUACAGUGUUAAUUUUUCCUUUAUCUUUUUGUAAGAUGUAAUAUUUAUACAAUUAAAGAUAAAAUUCAGGGCUUGUA